Molecule: messenger RNA, 1833 nt
Organism: Zingiber officinale
Lineage: Eukaryota; Viridiplantae; Streptophyta; Magnoliopsida; Zingiberales; Zingiberaceae
Product: 2-oxoglutarate and iron-dependent oxygenase domain-containing protein CP2-like
Exons: 10
Coding region: 283-1590 (435 amino acids)
Molecular function (GO): iron ion binding; L-ascorbic acid binding; oxidoreductase activity, acting on paired donors, with incorporation or reduction of molecular oxygen
Source: RefSeq, a predicted model, not a curated record
CCACCACCUUCAUUCUUCAAUGGCAUUCCCGUAAUAAAUCGCCACAGACGGUGGCUUUUUCCUAUAUCCCAGUUAAUAUCACAAGUACGCCAAGCAAACACCGCAUCCUUGACUCUCUCUCUCUCUCUCUCUCUCUCCACAUCCCGACGCCUAAACCUACCUCACCUUCCACCGAACCCUAACCCUAAUCCGUCUCCUCCGAUUCAUUUCAGACCCCAGAUGGAGCGCCGGAAGUGAUCCCAUCUCCCUCCACCGGACGCCGGAACCUCCGGAAGUAGAGCGAUGUCGCUGGACGGCGCCGUCGAUCGGAGGGACGGUCCCCUGGCUGGAAAUGGGAGCGGUAAUGGACUGGCGAAGGGCAAGGCUGCGCCGGCCAAGCCGACGUACGCGGACCGGCGUUUGAGGCUGAACCCGAACACGGAGCACAAGCCGGAGCGGUACGACGACGUUCAGUCGGAUUUCGACCCGGCAAUUUUCAGCUCCCUGGAGCGGCACCUCCCGCCCAGUAUGCUCGAGGUGCCGCGGGAUGUCAAGGUGCAGUUCAUGAAGGAGAUCCUCUCCCGAUACUUGCCCGAGGGGGAGCGAAUCAGGGUCCAGAGACACAAAGAGUACAGAUAUAAAUUGAUGUCUGCUUAUCAGCCUUUGCAUAAAGAACUAUACAAUCUGCAUCCAUCAGCGUUUUUUAUGCCAUCAUUUGUUAAAGCAAUCAAUGAUAACACAGACGAGAGCUUCAGAAAUAUACUUUCUGAACCAUCACCUGGAAUAUAUACAUUUUCUAUGCUACAGCCAAGUUUCUGCGAGAUGUUAUUGGAUGAGGUGGACAAUUUUGAAAAAUGGGUUAACACAAUCAAGUUCAAAAUAAUGCGACCAAAUACAAUGAAUAAGUAUGGUGCUGUGCUUGACGACUUUGGCUUGGAAGCCAUGCUUAACAAGCUUAUGGAAGAAUACAUAUCUCCAAUGGCUAGAGUAUUUUUUCCGGAGAUUGGUGGAUCAACUCUAGAUUCACAUCAUGGCUUUGUUGUUGAGUAUGGAAAGGACAAGGAUGUUGAACUAGGUUUCCAUGUGGAUGACUCAGAAGUCACUCUAAAUGUGUGUUUGGGCAAAGAUUUCUCUGGUGGCCAAUUGUUUUUUCGAGGAGUUCGAUGUGACAAGCAUGUGAAUACUGAGACACAAACAGAGGAAAUCUUUGAUUAUUCUCAUGUCCCUGGUCAAGCUGUACUUCAUCUGGGGCGUCACCGACACGGAGCUCUUCCCACAACUUCUGGACAUCGAAUCAACAUGCUUUUGUGGUGUAGAAGUCUUCAGAGAGAUGAGGAAAUUCCAAAAGGAUUUCUCCAGCUGGUGUGGCGAGUGCCGGCGCGAGAAGAAAGAAAGGCAGCGUCUGUCGGUGGCCACCACCAAACUGACAUUUCUCAAGGGUUUCGGAGGAGCCAGCACGUAAAGAAAAGUAAGAACAAGAGAAGAGAAAGGAAAAUGCAGAGAUUUUGUUUUGUAAUUAAUCCCUCCACAGAUCGAUUUUGGAGCUCAUUAAAUGUGAAGGGUUUUUCAUUUUAUUCUACCGUGCAACUUCUGCACCCUCAGAAUAGAUAGCACGUGCCGUUGGCGUGAUGUGACAUGAUCUGAUGCAUGUGCGGCACGUAAUCCAGCGCGCCGCCCCAUGCAACCUCAGCCCGAUUUUCCGGUACAAAGUCGUCGUCCUGGAGGCAUAUUCUUUAUGCAGCUGCAGAAAUUUGGAAGCCAGCAAAAAAAAAAUUGAUCGGUUCAGUUUGUUUUAAAAAAUUCAGUUUAAUUGAUUUUAUUUUUUUAUUUGAUUAGUUUGAUUUUGAAUAGAAA